GUAUUAACAAGAGAUCCAGCGAAGAAUGAUCGCGGGAACGCCCGGAAGUAUAGUCGAAGAGUCAGAUUUCUACGGGCGAUUCAUGAUCGGAAAGCCUGAGUUGCUCGGUCCUACGUAGGAUCAACUGGAGACUGAGGGUCACCACGAGUACUGAUAGCUACGCCCUGUCCCAGAUUGUCGACAAAGAUUUCAAGGCGCGACGUAGGCUUCCCCGAGGGACGCUCAUCGAGUUCUUCCUCCCAGACGAUGUGGCGCUCAAAGAUGAUUGCACUCGACUUUCUCCCCUUGAACAACAACUUGAGUUCGAGCGCGUUACAAAUCGGAAGAAAAUCACGAGAGAAAUGAGUUCCACUCUGAGCGAAGGCACGAUCGUCGGCUUCGGCGAUCCGCUGCUCGAUAUCACCGCCAACGUCGAUGUUUCGCUGCUGGAGAAGUUCAAACUCGGACAGAACGAUUCGGUUCCCGCAGGACCGGAGCACGCCGGUCUCUCCGAGCAGCUCUGUCGCAAGUACGCGCCCCGCUACACGGCCGGUGGAUCGACCCAGAACACACUCCGAGUGCUCCAAUGGAUCCUCAGGCAGCCGAGGAUUUCGACGAUGAUCGGAGCUAUAGGAUUCGAUCAGUUCGGAAGGUACCUGGAACAGAACGCCCGGGAAUGUGGGGUAGACAUCCGUUACCACUACGACAACCAGCACCAGACAGGAACAUGCUGUGUGCUUGUCACGAAGCGCGGCAUGAACCGAUCGCUCGUCACUACUAAGGGAGCGGCUGCUCACUACUCGGAGCAACAUCUGCAUCGGGUUUGGGACAGCGUUGAGCGUGCGAAGUUCUUCUACGUGACAAGUUACUUCCUCUGCGGUAAUCUGGAAACCGUUCUGAAAGUUGCUCAUCAUUCGCGACGCAAGGGAAAAGUCAUGUGUUUGAACCUGUCGGCUCCUUUCCUCAUGGAUCUUCACCGGGAGAAAAUUACCGCCAUCCUGCCGUACGUGGACAUAAUCUUCGGGAACGAGAGCGAGCUCGACGCGUUCCUGAAAUCCCACUCGAAGCAGAUGAGCCGAAGGGAGGGAUCGAAGUUCCUCUCCACCUUCUUGGCUCCCGUCCCUCGGGUCGUCGUAAUCACCUGCGGGAACGAACCCGUCAUCGUUGCGAAUGGUGGCAACCUCACCGAGUAUCCCAUCUCGAAGAUUGAUCCCGAUAGUGUGGUUGAUACCAACGGAGCCGGUGACGCGUUUGUUGGUGGAUUUCUAGCUUUCCUUAUCAAGGGCUGUUCCAUCGACGUGUGCGUCAAGAACGGCUGUCUGGCAGCGUUGGCGAUCAUCCAAGAACUGGGAUGCACAACCCCGGAGAGGUCGAAGGUUCGAUUUUACUCAGACAGGACAAUGGUCGAACCUCGCAUUCCCUGCAUCACAUUCCGGCAAAUCAGCAUCUCAUGAAAAUCUUUCGGGCUUUGGUGGGUGACGGGUCGCUUCCAACCGCAACGCAUCCUCCCGGAGUUCCCUCGGACCGGAGCUCGCCUCCUCGCUCGAACUUGACAAGUAUCCCUGUUUUCAGGUUGAAUUCACCGACGACAAGUUCAAUGAAGUGAUCGAUGAUGCUGCUUGUGAAAGCAAAUGACAAUGCACAACUUAUACAUAAUUGCGAAAAUAUCUUAGAGGCCAAACGCUUUUUGCUAGAAGCCACGUAUACAAAACCCUGUAAAUAAAUCCUUCCGAACAUGAG
Molecule: messenger RNA, 1719 nt
Organism: Galendromus occidentalis (western predatory mite)
Lineage: Eukaryota; Metazoa; Arthropoda; Arachnida; Mesostigmata; Phytoseiidae
Product: adenosine kinase
Exons: 2
Coding region: 342-1433 (363 amino acids)
Biological process (GO): purine ribonucleoside salvage; purine nucleobase metabolic process
Cellular component (GO): nucleus; cytosol
Molecular function (GO): adenosine kinase activity
Source: RefSeq, a predicted model, not a curated record